This is a messenger RNA of Trichoderma breve, 1470 nucleotides long. Its product is annotated as fungal zn(2)-Cys(6) binuclear cluster domain-containing protein. The coding region runs from base 1 to 1470 and encodes 489 amino acids. Gene Ontology annotation, biological process: regulation of DNA-templated transcription. The transcript is spliced from 5 exons. Gene Ontology annotation, molecular function: DNA-binding transcription factor activity, RNA polymerase II-specific; zinc ion binding. Lineage: Eukaryota; Fungi; Ascomycota; Sordariomycetes; Hypocreales; Hypocreaceae. The record is from RefSeq and is a predicted model, not a curated record.
AUGGUUGGUGUUCCAGGACGGUCGAGAGGUUGUAUCACCUGUCGCAAACGGAAGAAAGGAUGCGAUAGGCGCACUCCCGUGUGCGAUCGAUGUGUUCAUGCGAGAGUGACCUGCGAAGGCUAUGAGACUGACAGGAUCUGGCUCAACUCCACUGCAAGCGCAGCAUCUAAUCAGGAAUGCUGCACAUCACCUCAGUUGGAAGCAGCAUCAGACAUUCGGCCGUGGAUAGUCAGCUAUGCAAAGAGGAAAGAAAGCAGCCCUCACGUUGUCCUACCAGAUUCGUUCGCAAGGUCGGCGAGAGAGCAGCUGUACUUUGGACUCUUUUGGAGCAUCAUGAUACCAGACGGACGUCAAUUCUCACCCGAGUCUUCAGACUUAUCCUCGGUUGGCUGGACAAGAUUCAUCGGGGACCUGUACAACACUGAGACUGCUCUUCGAUAUGCGACGGUGGCUACGGCGACUUCCAUUCUUGGAAGGAUCAAUAACGAUGAACAACUGCGGCUGAAGGGUCUACAAGUGUAUAACUGGACUAUACAAGAGAUGAUCAAAGCCGUUAAGCAGCCGAAUCGAGCAAAGAGUGACAGCUUGGUAGUGGCAGCUCGAGUUAUGGCGCUAUAUGAGCUUUUCUUUGGUCCCGAUGGAGAUCCAGGAGUCGCUGGAUGGCAGAGACAUAGUGAGGGACAAUUGGCCAUGUUCCUUGCGCGAGGGCCAGAGUCAUUUGUAUCUGGAGUAUCUCAUCAAUUAUUCGUUGAUAGUCGCAUAAACAUAAUUUUAUUGGCCAUUAGACGGAGAUGUUCAACCCCAUUCAGCUCCGAUGUUUGGAAAACAAUCCCCUGGACCAUUACCGAGAAAUCCACCAAAGACAAGCUCAUCGAUGUUAUGAGCGGUAUUCCAGAUAUACUAGUUCUGGUAGAUCUACUAGCCCGGAUUGGUACUCAAGAAAGUGCGGAUGAGAUUCGAGAAAAGAUCCUGCCGCAGUGUCGGGAGGUAGAGGCCGCCUUGGUUGCGUGGCGGGUUCAUGUUGAUCUAUCCAUCUACGACUACGUAAUUGCUGGGCUGCCUCUACCUAUACCACAACUUGAUAGCGAUUUCUCAUUGCUUCAUCUCAGUUGUGUCUACUGGAGUAUAUGCUUAAUGCUGUCAUGCAUCAUAGAGUCCAUAUCCAAAGACUCGUUGGUGGACGGCGUCUCGGAAGAUACGAUGGACUCAGCAUAUCUGGAGCGUCACGAUCAGAACUCUAUAGGCCGCCCAGAACAGUACGCUUCAAAAAUUGUCAACUGCGGCCAUCUUUUUUUUGAGCCAAUGGCCGGUGCUGUCCAGGGCGGCUCGGGACUCUUUCCCAUGGUGUGUGCCUGGCGGUUCUAUGAGCUGGCUGCCGAGUCGUCAGGCGAAAGGAACGUCGAGUUACAGGUUUUAUAUGACCUCUUUGGGCGGUAUGAUGAUUUUCUCUGGACGCCGGCCAGAGAAUAA